Messenger RNA from Prunus avium (sweet cherry), 1083 nucleotides. NCBI's taxonomy places the organism in Eukaryota, Viridiplantae, Streptophyta, Magnoliopsida, Rosales, Rosaceae. The record is from RefSeq and is a predicted model, not a curated record.
AUGACAAAGCCACAUAUUGAGCUAAUGCGGAGAGCACCUUUUUGGGGGUUGUUCAUAUGUUAUUUGGAUGGUUUUAUUAUUGAAGAUGCAUGCAAGAAAUCAAAUAAUGAUAUUGUUUCUAUUUUGAAAUGUUUUGACAAAGGGAAAAAGGCUUUCGUUUUUGGGGAAAGAAUUGAACGGAUAACAGGAAAUGAUAUGUCUUUACUGUUUGGGUUGCCCUAUGUAGGAGAAGAAAUCAAUUUUCAGCACUACAAGAGAAUAGUAGGUAGUGGUUUCAUGGAAAGACAGCUUGCUGAUUACAAGGAUUUGAGCAAAAGGGUUUUGGAGGAACAACUAUUGAGGGUGGUUAAGCUGCAUGGUAGUGUGGAGGAGAGUGAUUUCGUGCGUUUUGUUUGUCUAUAUUUCUGUAUGACACUAUUCUUUUGUAAUAGUGGAAACAACCUGAUGAAAAAAAUGAUUGCGUAUGUCAACAAUUUGGAAAUGAUGCACAUAUAUGCAUGGGCGACUGCAGCAACACAGAACCUAGAGAACUCUCGUUUGAAUAUGAACUCUGUGGAAAGUGUGUGUGGUUGCUUAGUUGGCUUGCUGUUUUGGGUCUGUGAACGUACAAAGUUAAUUCAGCCCACAAAAGAAAGAGAACAUAUUUCCUCUAAAUUCGUGAAAUGGAAUUUGUUGGAGCUAUAUGCAAAAAUGAAAUGUGUUCCAAUUCAUACGUUACAGGAGAUUAAGCCAAAAUAUGAAACCAGUCCCACAAUCAAAGGUACCCAAAUUAUGGAAAUAAUUUCAAAUAGUGAUGGGAAGAUAAGCAAGACACAUAUAAAUUCUAUCGAUGACUUUGAUCCUAUUAAGGCAUUUCAAUUGCUACCUACUCAGUUGAUGGAAUGCAAUCAGGAAGGACCUUCAAAUAGUGAGAUGGACAUUUAUGAUAUGCAAAGAAAACUGCAAGAGGUCACUACAAUGUUGGAUGUGGAAUGUUUGAAGAACAAGGAUCUUUUUACAGAAAAUGAAAGGUUGAAGAAGGAAAUUGUGAAGCUUCAAAAAGGAAAGGGAAAAGAUGAGUCACCAGAACAAUGCAAUAUGAUU